UCAGCAUCUUUUGGCCCACUUUAAGGGAAAGUAUUAUUUUAUUGUGGUUAUACCAUUUAAAUGGUAAGACUUUCUCCCCAAACCCCUGUCUUCAGUAUCUUGGUGAGGGCGUCCUUCGUGCGUUCUGUGUUCCGCCCCAACCCACAAGCUAAGGAUACUGAAUUACUGAUACACAUCAUAGCAUAGUGAUCAAAUCAUUGAAAAGGGGGUAUGGAGAUAAACUUAAAGGAUCUCCCUUUUGACGUAGACUUUCAUCCGUCGGAUUCUCUUGUUGCCACUGGUUUAAUCAAUGGUUAUCUCCUGUUGCAUCGUUAUGCUGCUGAGGCGGAACCACAACGCUUGCUGAAAGUUCGUGCCCACAAGAAGUCGUGUAGAGCUACUCGGUUUAUCAACGAGGGACGCGCAAUUGUGACAGGAUCCCCAGAUUGCUCCAUUCUUGCCACCGAUGUUGAAACUGGAGCAAAGAUUGCUCACCUUGAGAAUGCCCACACAGCUGCAGUCAACAGAAUAAUUAAUUUGACCGAAACAACCAUCGCCUCAGGGGACGAUGCAGGAGUUGUCAAGGUAUGGGAUACCAGACAACAAUCCUGUUGUAACACUUUUCAAGUUCACAACGAGUACAUAUCAGAUAUGACUUUUGUAUCAGAUUCAAUGAGACUUUUAGCUACAAGUGGGGAUGGUACUCUGUCUGUAUGCAGUAUCCGGAGUAAUAAGGUCCAAGCACAAUCUGAAUUUUGUGAGGAUGAACCACUCUCUCUAGCCGUAAUGAAGAAUGGCAGGAAAGUUAUAUGCGGGACACAAACAGGGACUUUGUUGUUAUAUUCAUGGGGAUUCUUCAAAGAUUGCAGUGACCGGUUUGUUGAUUUGAGCCCAAACCCAGUAGAUGCCCUCUUGAAGUAUGAUGAAGACAGGCUUGUUGCAGGAUCAUCUAAUGGGAUCAUCAGUUUGGUAGGCAUAUUGCCCAACAGAAUCAUUCAACCCAUUGCUGAGCACUCAGAAUAUCCAGUUGAGCGCCUUGCUUUUUCGCAUGAUAAGAAGCUCCUUGGAAGUAUAUCUCAUGACAACAUGUUGAAGUUGUGGGACAUGGAUGAGUUACUACAAGGUUCCAGCACAGUGACGAGAAAUAACACAGCUGCAUCAGAAAGUGACAGCGAUAGUGAUAAUGACAAUGAUGGGAUGGAUGUUGAUUCUGAUCUUGCAAAUGCUUCCAGAGGUACUAAGAGGAAGAAUACUGGUGGUGCCAACGGGCAAACCUCCAACAGUUCCUUUGGCAGUUUUUUCGAAGGUUUGUAACAUGUUGCACGUACUGUUGAGUGUAUCCCAUGUCGCAGGUAUCAAUCAGUGAAGGUGAAGGUGAAGGUUGCAGCACUUGUGUUCAGAUGGUGUUUUUGAUUAUUUAUCUAGACAAUUUAGUUUUGGUUCUUAUGGUCAUUUUUGUUUACAAAUAUGGUGCAUCAUGCUCCAUGUAGUUAUUUAUAAAUGUUUUACUUAGCCAUUUUGUUUAGGUUUUAUGAUAAUUUUCUUACAAUUGUCGCCGAAUUUAAUACUGGGACAUAGGGAGUACUAGUUUUAUUUUUCUCUCA
Messenger RNA from Spinacia oleracea (spinach), 1583 nucleotides. RefSeq names its product WD repeat-containing protein 55. The transcript is spliced from 16 exons. NCBI's taxonomy places the organism in Eukaryota, Viridiplantae, Streptophyta, Magnoliopsida, Caryophyllales, Amaranthaceae. Gene Ontology annotation, molecular function: protein binding. The coding region runs from base 211 to 1293 and encodes 360 amino acids. The record is from RefSeq and is a predicted model, not a curated record.